Molecule: messenger RNA, 1032 nt
Organism: Gymnogyps californianus (California condor)
Lineage: Eukaryota; Metazoa; Chordata; Aves; Accipitriformes; Cathartidae
Gene: STMND1
Product: stathmin domain containing 1
Source: RefSeq, a predicted model, not a curated record
AUGGGCUGCAAUAUUUCUAACAGGGUCUCUGUCGCACAGCUGUCUUCUGAGGAGCUACAGAACAACCAGGAAGCCAAAAGCCAGACUAAAAGUGACAGCAUUGCUGGGACAGAGGCUGUCCCCUCACAGGAUGGGGCAGCUUGGCCAAUGGGCACUUCAAAGGAUGGAGCCAAAGUUGAAGAUGAGACCAGUGAGGGAGACUCCCCUGAGGAACUACCAGAAAGAUUUACAUCAUCUCAGAAAAGCAGCAAUGCACAAAGCACAGACACACUGCUCACCAGCGAGUUCAUCAGUAAAUCAUGGCCCUUACAGGAAACAGAGAGGCAAAAAUCAUCAGACAUUCUUGAGGAGCUGAGGAUGCAGGGAAUCAUCAAGAGCCAAAGUACCACUGCCAGGACUGGAGAAGUGUAUGAAAACAAGAGAGAUGCCCUGGAAAAGACACUGAAGAAACCACCAGCUAGGCUGGAAAAAAUUCAGUUUGGAAACAAGGAAGUGGAUGAUUUUACAGCGAAGGACAUGAAGACUUCUGCUGAAGCAAAAAAACAGGUUAGGGAAGAGGAACUGAACAAAAUGCCACAACACUCACAUUUUUUUCCAGCAACUGCCCACCAAACUACAGGGAAACAGACUGAAAAGGACUGCCCAAGUUUUGAAAGUUAAGGAGGUACGGACACCCCUCAGCCUUCACCUGUAGCCGGUGAGCCAGGGGUACUGCUGAAGGAAAUAACUGCAGUAGAAGCCACGAACAAUUAUACUGAGGACCCUGUCAUCGAGUCUGAUUGUUUCAUUGGUGCUGUUAUAAGUUAUCAAUCUGGCUCUAAGCUGUCCUGCAAAAAUGAAGAACUCCUCUGCUCCCUGCAGCUGUCUUUUUUUGGGGCACAAUUCGCCUUCUCUCCAGCAUACAGGGGAGUCACUAGUCUUCAUCCUGUCCUCACUGCACUUCAGUUCUCUACACCGAAGAAUGUUCCAUUUAAAAUAGCAGUCCUUGCUGCUGGACCACCAAAAUUCUCCCAUUUCAAGGCCCAUGUGUGA